Molecule: messenger RNA, 1878 nt
Organism: Suhomyces tanzawaensis NRRL Y-17324
Lineage: Eukaryota; Fungi; Ascomycota; Pichiomycetes; Serinales; Debaryomycetaceae
Exons: 2
Coding region: 1-1878 (625 amino acids)
Cellular component (GO): mitochondrial outer membrane
Source: RefSeq, a predicted model, not a curated record
AUGGACUUUUUAACACCAGGCAUCCGGCCCCCUUCGGCCCAGUCGUCGCGGGUGCUACGCUCCAUCAAUUCCAAUAACCGCAUCUCACUAGGCAUCAAGGCCAGGUUCAAGGAAGUCAAUUCCUUGACCAGCGCGUUCCUUACCAAUGAGCUAGCCAAGUACUCCCAAGACACGGUUGCCGUGCUGGAGGCUAGCGCCCAACAGGCAGACGCCUUCAACACCUUACUGGACGCCUUCCAGCAGCUCUACUACCUCUUGGGGGUCGAAGACUUCAGUUUCGACCGAGUGUCCUCCAUCGACUUGGGAAAGAUUGCCCACAUCUACAGCACCACGGUGGACACGCCCAGCGACAAUGGUGCCGGAAUCGCCAAGAUCAACGAUACCACCCAACAAUUGAUCAACUAUUACGUUCUUUUGACCCUCAACCUCAACUUGGCUAAUUCGCUCAUCUAUAAGACGUUAGUGCUCAAAAGCAACUUGGCAUACUGGGAGGAUCUCUACAAUUCAAGAACCAAUAAGGCGGUGUACUUGGUCCAGACCACUCCGCUCAAGCUCUACAGCUUCACCAUAUCCUUAUUCGAGAAAGACAAUUUGGUCUACAACAAUUGGAUCAGAGCUAAACACUACUUCAACGUGCUCUUUUCCUCUGGCAAAGCAAUCCUCAGCACAGUGUUGAUCAAAAACAACCCCACCUUGGCAUUGUUGAAUAUCUCAAAGGGCAAUUCCCUCCAGAGGUAUAAGCACAUGGUCAAAACCGCGUUGAAGUCUCCCUUCAACUUGGUUAAUAACGAAAUCAAGGGUAAAAUUGCUGAGCUUAACCAGCAGAUUGAAGCAUACACUGACCAAAUUAACCAUAUGCUCAGAAUGAAAUUGAACGACAAAUCAAAAACCAUUGAAGACCUUGAGCAAUUAUUGGGUAAGACGGAAGGAUCAGAAAACCAGAAAAUUAACGAGCUCUUAGGAAAAGUCAACACGUUGUCCAAAACCCCAACCCAAAGUGAACAGCCUUCAUUUUUGACUCGUUAUUGGCCAUUGUUACUCCUUUUAGUUGUGUAUGGUCCUUCGCAGACUAUUAACGCGUACAACAACAAGGAUGAAAUCAUUCACUGGUUCAAGCACAACUUCGUCGACACCGUUUACGGGUUUUUCAAGAAUUGGUUGGUUAAGCCAGUAAACGAUAUGCUUAACAUAUUGAGACAUGAUGACGAGUUGAGUAUAACUUCUAAAGAAUCUUUGAAAUCAGACUUGGACUCCCUUGAAAGAAUGGUGAUCGAUUUUCUCGGUGAUGAAAAUGUAACCAAUAUUGACAAACAACAAAUUCAUCAAUCAAUUCAGAAUGGAGACUUGACUUUGUUAAUGUCGAAAUAUGAAGACCAAAUACGUCUGCCUGUUACCUCGAUUCUCAAAGGAUCCUUAAUCAGAUCGAUCUUGAUUCAAAUUCAAAAGACAAAGGUUGAUGGAGGAUUGGCAAUUAACGGUAUUGACAAAUUGUUAAAGUCUCAACAAUUGGUGUUUGGUAUCGUUUCCAUAAGUCCAUCCAUUUUUAUCGUAUAUAAGCUCUGGAACUACUUCCUCGGUGCCAAGCCGAUAUCCAUCAAUGGUAAACAAGUCAAUAUUCUUUGCUUGAAGGGAUUGAAUAACAUUGAGAAUUUGUUGAUUAACUUGGGUGCUAAACAGGAUACUCCAGGAAACUAUGAAGGUAAAUUGCUUAUUGAAAUUGUCAACUUAAUCAUCAUUGCCCAGCUAAUUUUACCGAAGAGUUUAUCUAAGGACUGGGUAAGAGAUUUGAACGAAUUAAACAAUAAAGAGUACGACAUCCCAACUAAAAUUAGUUUAGUAAGGAAGAUCUGGAACGUGUAUGGUCCAUACUUCCGUUAG